Molecule: messenger RNA, 1165 nt
Organism: Aspergillus homomorphus CBS 101889
Lineage: Eukaryota; Fungi; Ascomycota; Eurotiomycetes; Eurotiales; Aspergillaceae
Product: aldo/keto reductase
Exons: 3
Coding region: 80-1039 (319 amino acids)
Biological process (GO): D-xylose catabolic process
Cellular component (GO): cytosol
Molecular function (GO): D-xylose reductase (NADPH) activity
Source: RefSeq, a predicted model, not a curated record
CCCGCUGCUCCCCCUCAAUUCACUCUUCUCCCUCAUUCCUCUCUUUCUCUCUCAGAUAGACACCGGAACCUCAUUUACAAUGACAUCGCCCACCGUCAAGCUCAACAGCGGCCACGAGAUGCCCCUCGUGGGCUUUGGUCUGUGGAAGGUGAACAACGACACCUGCGCGGACCAAGUCUACCACGCGAUCAAGGAGGGAUACCGUCUCUUCGACGGCGCCUGCGACUACGGCAACGAGACGGAAGCAGGUCAGGGCGUGGCGCGGGCGAUCGCCGACGGCCUCGUCAAGCGCGAGGACCUCUUCAUCGUGUCGAAGCUGUGGAACAGCUUCCACGACCCGGAGCGCGUGGAGCCGAUCGCGCGCAAGCAGCUGGCCGACUGGGGGCUGGACUACUUUGACCUGUACAUCGUGCACUUCCCCAUCGCGCUCAAGUACGUCGACCCGGCGGUGCGGUACCCGCCAGGCUGGGACUCCGAGAACGGCAAGCUGGAGCUCAGCAACGCGCCGAUCCACGAGACGUGGAAGGCGAUGGAGACGCUGGUGGACGGCGGGCUGGCCAAGAGCAUCGGUAUCAGCAACUUCAGCGCCCAGCUGGUCAUGGACCUGCUGCGCUACGCCCGCGUCCGCCCCGCCACCCUGCAGAUCGAGCACCACCCGUACCUGACGCAGACGCGGCUGGUCGAGUACGCCCAGAAGGAGGGUCUGGUUGUCACCGCGUACAGCUCGUUCGGACCCCUCAGCUUCCUGGAGCUCGACGUCAAGGACGCCGUCAACACCUCGCCGCUCUUCGAGCACAACACCAUCAAGCAGAUCGCCGACAAGCACGGCCGCACCCCCGCCCAGGUCCUCCUGCGCUGGGCCACCCAGCGCGACAUCGCCGUCAUCCCCAAGAGCAACGACCCCAAGCGCCUGCAGCAGAACCUCGAUGUCACCGGCUGGAACCUCGAGAAUGCCGACAUCGAGGCUAUCAGUGCUUUGGACCGUGGCCUGCGCUUCAAUGAUCCCUUGGGAUACGGGAUCUAUGUUCCGAUCUUCUAGUUAUGAGAAAUGAUGUAUGAAUGAAAGAACCCGUUUUCCAUCUUCAAGUGUACACCUCUUGUAUGUAGUUUAGCGUCACUACAUGUACGCAAUGGCUAGUCUACGUUUGACCCACAUUCACCGAAC